GCCCCUCCCCCAGCUCUGGAAUCCGCUUGGUCGGUGGCCUCCGCCCGCCCCGCGGGUUUUCCGCAGUUGCGGCUGGUGGGGUAGGCGGAACCCGGGUGGAGCCUGCGACUAUUUCAGGCUGUGCCCCGCCAGGGCCAGGGCUAAGGCGUCCUGUCCCGGACACAGCCUGAGCCAGGGUGAUGCUGAAGAUGGUUACUUUCUUCCAAGGGCUUCCUGGCCAACAGUUUGUGCUGGGGACCCUGGACUUUGCUGGAAGCCUCCAGAAGCCACAGUCUACAUCUGAGGUGGAAUCAGAGGCCUCCAUGUCAGAGACCUCCUCUGAGGACUUGAUACCAUCCCAGGAGGCUGGGAUGGCUCCUUAUGGGGAGGAGGAAGAGUCUUCCAAGAAGGAGAAGAAGAAGUCCAAAGGACUGGCCAACAUGUUCAGUGUCUUCACCAAAGGGAAGAAGAAGAAAAAGGAUCAGCCCAGAUUAUCAGAUCCUGAGGUCCAGCCCAAGGCCAGGCCCGAGCUGGAUGGUCCACCGCCCACAGUGGAGGAGCUCAAGGAGGCCCUGGAGAGUGGGCGGCUGGAGGCCGCGUGGUCGGUGCUGGCGUUGGAGCGGGAGCUGGAGGCUGCUGCAGCGGCGGGUGGCGCGAGCGACGAGGAGCUGGUGCGUCAGCAGAGCAAGGUGGAGGCGCUGUACUUGCUGCUGCGCGACCAGGUGCUUGGGGUGCUGCGGCGGCCGCUGGAGGCUGAGCCCGAACGCGUGAGCCAGGCGCUGGCCGUGGUGUCGCAGCAGGAGCUCGAGGACCGUCGGGCGGCCGGGGGACCCGUGGCAACGGUGCUGGUGGCCACGCGCCCUCGGCGCUGGCUGCAACUGUGGAGGGGCGGCGUGGCGGAGGUGGCGGCCCAGCGUCUGGACGCGCAGCCAGCCACGGUGCCCGAGGGUCGCUCAGAGGUCGAGAACAAGUUCGUGCACAUGGGCUGCACCAUGAGGGAGGACCUGGAGACGGUAGUGGAGCGGCUCAAACCGCUGUUUCCCGCCGAGUUCAACGUUGUGCACACCUACGCCGAGAGCUACCACCAGCACUUCGCAACCCACCUGUGCACCUUGGUGCAGUUCGAGCUGUGCGAGAGGGACACCUACUUGCUGCUGCUCUGGGUGCAUAACUUCUACCCCAAUGAGAUCCUGAACAGCCCCAAGUUGGCAAAGGAGCUGCAGGAUGUGAGGCUUGGGAGCCUCCUGCCCCCUAAGCAGAUCAGGUUGCUGGAGGCCAUGUUCCUGUCCAAUGAAGUGACCAAUGUGAAGGUGAUGAUGGCCCGAGCCUUAGAGCUAGAGUCUCAACGCUGGGCCCAGGAUGUGGCUCCCCAGAGCCUGGAUGGCCACUACCACAGCGAGCUGGCUAUUGACAUCAUCCAGAUCAUCUCACAAGGCCAAGGCAAGGCUGAGAACAUCACUUCUGAAGUGGGGGUACAGAUAAGGCAGUUGCUUCUGGUGGAGCUGGCUGCACUACUGAGGAGCUACCAGCGCACCUUUGAUGAAUUUCUCGAGAAAAGCAAGCUGCUGAGAAAUUACAGGGCCAACAUCAUCGCCAACAUCAACAACUGCCUGUCCUUCCGGACGUCCAUGGAGCAGAAAUGGCAGAUACCUCAAGAUUCCCUGAGGCACCUGUUGGAUCCCUUGAAGGAGCUUAAGGCUCAUGGCUUUGACGCCCUGCUCCAGAGCCUGUUUGCAGACUUGAAGCCGCUGUUCAAGAAGUUCACACAGAACCGCUGGGCAACGCCGGUCGAGACCCUGGAGGAAAUCAUCAGUGCUGUGGAUUUCAGGCUGCCUGAGUUCUCGGAACUGAAGCACUGUUUCCAGGAGGAGCUCAUGGAGGCUGUGCACCUACACCUGGUGAAGGAAUACAUCAUCCGGCUUAGCAAACGGCGUCUGGUCCUCAAGACUGAGGAGCAGCAGCAGCAGCUGGCAAGAAACAUCCUAGACAAUGCCGAUGUCAUUCAGCAUUUCUGCACUCAGAAUGGCUCCCCUGCAACCUGGCUGCACCAGGCCCUUCCUAAGCUCGCUGAGAUCAUUCGCCUACAAGAUUCCAGUGCCAUUAAGAUUGAGGUGGCCACGUAUGCCACCUUGUACCCUGACUUCAGCAAAGGCCACUUGAACGCCAUCCUGGCCAUCAAGGGAAAUCUACCGAGCAGUGAGAUCAGGAGCAUCCGGAAUAUACUGGACAUUAACACAGGGGUGCAGGAGCCGUGCAGACCCCUAUUUUCACUUAUAAAAGUUGGUUAGCUUUUCCAAAUGUCUGAUGUGCUGAUGAGCAUGCGGGGAACGCCAGUCACCUCCCCAGCUGGGGACGCUCGGUAGCAGCAGGACCACCAGUGACCCAUCACCAGCCUCCCACCUUCCGCUGCCACCGCCCAGCCGUGGAUCUGGAACAAGACCUGGCAGCCAGGAUUGGACAGACUGCUGUCCAAGGGGGCCCAGAACCUAUUGUGGGGACUUGACCUGUGAGUACACAGGACAUUUCUUGUAAAGGAUGGUUCUUCUUGGGCAGAGUGUCCCUGCCUUCCUACAUUAGUCUGUCUUCUAUUGCACUCCCCUUGGGUGGCUCUAAGUAGCCCCAUCCAGCUCCCCAGGACCAGGGAUGAAGCCUCUUCCUGCUCCCUUCAGUCCAUGGGCUGCCAUGAGACAGAGCCGAAAGCAAAGGGGAGAGAAGGAAAAGCUGACCCCUGACCUGGAAGGGGGCUUGAGAAAUGUCAUGGCAGAUCUAGCGUGAGAACCACUUGCAGAGCGGGCCCCUGCUCCUGCAAGUAGCUCCUGGCCCCGCUCAGCCACGAGGGCCAGCUUCUUCACGCCCCAUGGCUGCCUCUGUGCGUGUACGUUUGGGCAGUGGCCCAGAAGGCCUUGGUAGGCCCGGGGCCUCAUGGGUUCUCCCAGGUUGUGCCCCCCCCCCCCCACGUAGGAACAAGCACCUCUGUGGGCCGGCCCUCCAAAGUCUGGGUGGGAACACACGAGUCCAGCAAGUUCUUGAUUAGCUUCCUGUUGGUGCUGCAGCACAUCUCCACACAUCCAGUGAGUCUGAACCAGAACUUUCCUUACAGUUGGAAUCUAAGUGUGGUCAGGGCCUUGCUUCUGGAGGCCCCGGGGAAGAGUCAUUUCCUGGACUUUCCCAGUUGUUAGAGGCUACGCACACCUCUUGUCCGAGGCCCUUGUACGUUCAGAGCCAGGAACAGCUACUAUGUAUGUCCUUCCUGCCACUGCUGCUUCCAAUCCCUCUGUGGUGUAGAGCCCAGUGGUGGCACUGAACCCUCCUGGAGAUUUAUUAGCAGCCUUCCUUCCAGCUGCCGAUUUAAUCCCUGUCACCCAGUAGUCAUUGGCUCUGGGGGGACAAUGGGUCCCACACCUGGGAAACAUCAAGCACCUUUACUCUUCUCUGGCCGGUAAGCCCUUCUCGGCACUGGCCCAGCCUUCACCAGUCCUCCUGGUUCAAGGACGUGAAGCCCUUCCUCCAGAUUUAACCCCUCCAGGUACUUGCCUUACAAGACUGGCCAGGAACUGGCCACUGACUGUGAGCAAUGCACGAAGGCCUUCAUAUUUCUGUAGAUGUCAGCUUGUUUGAUGACAUUAAUAUUGUUGAUAUUAUUUUUAUAGUGUUGAUUUUGUAUGAGUGUACUCAGGAUAGAAUUUAGGGUGGUUAUAUGUUUAUAUAUAUAUAUAUAUAUAUAAAGCUUGAUGUAAAACUGA
This is a messenger RNA of Phodopus roborovskii (desert hamster), 3722 nucleotides long. RefSeq names its product TNF alpha induced protein 2 (gene Tnfaip2). Gene Ontology annotation, cellular component: exocyst. The coding region runs from base 180 to 2267 and encodes 695 amino acids. Gene Ontology annotation, biological process: exocytosis; exocyst localization. The record is from RefSeq and is a predicted model, not a curated record. The transcript is spliced from 12 exons. NCBI's taxonomy places the organism in Eukaryota, Metazoa, Chordata, Mammalia, Rodentia, Cricetidae. Gene Ontology annotation, molecular function: SNARE binding.